This is a messenger RNA of Pistacia vera, 1119 nucleotides long. Its product is annotated as probable pyridoxal 5'-phosphate synthase subunit PDX1. Gene Ontology annotation, biological process: pyridoxine biosynthetic process; pyridoxal 5'-phosphate biosynthetic process; amino acid metabolic process. Gene Ontology annotation, molecular function: amine-lyase activity. The record is from RefSeq and is a predicted model, not a curated record. The transcript has a single exon. The coding region runs from base 66 to 998 and encodes 310 amino acids. Lineage: Eukaryota; Viridiplantae; Streptophyta; Magnoliopsida; Sapindales; Anacardiaceae.
ACUCUCUCCACUCUCUGUCGUCACCUCCCUCUCUUAUAUCUUCUCUCUAAGAUCUCUCCCAAAAAAUGGCUGACACUGGAGUUGUCACCGUCUACGGUAACGGCGCCAUCUAUGAAACAACUAAAAAGUCUCCCUUUUCCGUCAAGGUGGGCCUGGCCCAAAUGCUGCGUGGCGGCGUUAUUAUGGACGUCGUCACCCCUGAACAGGCCCGUAUCGCUGAAGAAGCCGGCGCCUGUGCCGUCAUGGCCCUCGAGCGCGUUCCAGCUGAUAUCCGUGCUCAGGGAGGCGUGGCCCGGAUGUCGGACCCACAACUCAUUAAGCAAAUCAAAAACAGUGUCACCAUCCCUGUCAUGGCCAAGGCGCGUAUCGGCCACUUCGUUGAAGCGCAGAUUCUGGAAGCCAUCGGAGUUGACUACGUUGACGAAAGCGAAGUUUUGACUCCGGCUGAUGAAGAUAACCACAUCAACAAACAUAAUUUCAGGGUUCCGUUUGUGUGCGGGUGCCGAAAUUUGGGGGAGUCGUUGCGGCGGAUCCGCGAGGGCGCGGCCAUGAUUCGGACGAAGGGAGAGGCGGGGACAGGGAACAUCGUGGAGGCGGUGAGACACGUGAGGUCGGUGAUGGGCGAAAUCAGGGUUUUACGGAACAUGGACGAUGACGAGGUGUUUACGUUCGCCAAACAAAUCGCAGCACCGUACGAUUUGGUGAUGCAGACGAAGCAGCUGGGGCGGCUGCCGGUGGUGCAAUUCGCUGCGGGGGGAGUGGCGACGCCUGCGGAUGCAGCGUUGAUGAUGCAGUUAGGGUGCGACGGAGUGUUUGUCGGGUCGGGUGUGUUUAAGAGCGGGGACCCCGUUAGGAGAGCUAGAGCAAUUGUGCAAGCAGUUACAAAUUACAGUGACCCGGAUAUUUUGGCAGACGUGAGCUGUGGACUGGGUGAGGCUAUGGUUGGUAUCAAUUUGAAUGACGGUAAGGUUGAGAGGUAUGCUAAUCGCUCUGAGUGAAGCUUCAAAGGGAAGUUUUUUGGAGUUGUUUUGUUUUGUUUGCUUUAGAUAAACCUAAGUUUUGCACUUUAUUAAUUGAGUUAUUUCUUCCUUUCAAUAAUAAUAUGAUGGUGGUUUGAUA